Messenger RNA from Panthera uncia (snow leopard), 1125 nucleotides. It is a transcript of the gene EMC4, whose product is annotated as ER membrane protein complex subunit 4. Gene Ontology annotation, biological process: protein folding in endoplasmic reticulum. The transcript has 4 exons. The coding region runs from base 115 to 591 and encodes 158 amino acids. Gene Ontology annotation, cellular component: EMC complex. NCBI's taxonomy places the organism in Eukaryota, Metazoa, Chordata, Mammalia, Carnivora, Felidae. The record is from RefSeq and is a predicted model, not a curated record.
GUUACGCGCCGGAAGCGGGCUUGAAGAGUAAGAGAAGUAGCGGGUGUCGGUGGGCUUGGGUCCCGGCCCGCUUUACAGUGAGGAGCUUUGCAGCCUUGGUAGGUGGCCGUUGCCAUGACGGCCCAGGGGAGCCUGGUGGCUAACCGAGGCCGGCGCUUCAAGUGGGCCAUUGAACUGAGCGGGCCUGGAGGAGGCAGCAGGAGCCGAAGUGACCGGGGCGGUGGCCAGGGAGACUCGCUGUACCCUGUUGGCUACCUGGACAAGCAAGUGCCUGAUACCAGCGUGCAGGAGACAGACCGGAUUCUGGUGGAGAAGCGCUGCUGGGAUAUCGCCUUGGGUCCCCUCAAACAGAUUCCCAUGAACCUCUUCAUCAUGUACAUGGCAGGCAAUACUAUCUCCAUCUUCCCUACUAUGAUGGUGUGUAUGAUGGCUUGGCGGCCCAUUCAGGCACUUAUGGCCAUUUCAGCCAAGGAUGGAGUUCAGUGGUGGUGGACUGCUUCUGUGAACCUGAGAAAGAAGUACCUGGUGCCUUUGUAUCAGGAUCCCAUUUACAACCUUUUCAUGUCCAGUGGCUCCUCCUUCACAUACUAACUCUUCACAUGAUCACUCAUGCCAACAAGAACCCAAAGCUCUCUUUUCUCCAUGGUGAGGCCCAGAAAGACAAGUAUGUAUCACUACACACACAAAGAAACCAUACUACAACCCUUGACUGAAAAUAAUGUAGAAAACUUUAUUUAUGUUUCCAGUACAGAGCAAAACAACAAAUAAAACUGUAACUCUAUGUAAACAAAAGAAUGGCCGCUGCUAAAUCGAGAACCACAGCAGCAGCUCCUUUCAAUAAAUUAAAUGGUCGAGAACAAUGCUUAAAAAAAAGUUGUACAAGUUUCCCUUAAAUCUAUUUUCCUUAAUAUUUCACUUCUAUUUAACACAAGCUGGAACAUAAAAAUUCUGUUGGAGACAUUUGUGGAAGAUGUAAGAAACUAAUGCUGGAUUCAGAUUAUACAUGAUGAAAAGAAAAAUAAACCAGACAAAAAGGGCACGUAAAUAUGCUUACAGUGUAAUCGCUACUUUAAUAUCCACAAUAAUGGAUUUUUAACACAUGUAGGGGGCGUGAGGAUUGGCGGG